AUGGUCUUGAAAUCCGCUUUGAGGCUGGAGUCCAGGUACAUGAUCACCCUUGAGCCAAUCUCAUUUGUCAUCAUCCCUGGGGCGGCUGGUAUGCAGCUAGCAUUCAGGCUCGCCCUCGUUGCCAAGGACCAAAACAAGACCGAGCGCCCUCUCAAUGUCCCCGGUCUUGUCUACGGGCUGGGCGGGCUGGCUAUGGGAUUUCUUGCUACCGCAGUGACGUUGUCCAUCAGUGGGAAAGCAGAUAAUCCUGCCGGAAUGCCAGAAGCUGUCACGGGGCCGCCGCAAUACGCAGACAAGUCGGCAAUGCUGCUAGCCGUUGAGGAGAUUCGAGAAGCGCUCGGGCACGACGCGGUCAGCAUGGACUCUGACGUUAUCGAAAGCCACGGCUACUCGGAAUGCUCGACCUCCAACACUGCCGCCCGCCCUUUCGCCGUCAUCCUGCCCACUUCGACCGAAAGCGUGUCGAAGGUUGCACAAAUCUGUAGCAAAUACAAAGUACCUAUGAUCCCCUUUGGUGCAGGUUCGAGCGUCGAGGGCAACAUCUGCGCACCAUAUUCCGGAUUCAGCAUCGACUUGUCUAGAAUGGACACGGUGGUAGCUAUCCACGAGGACGACAUGGAUGUUGUGGUGCAGGCUGGUGUCAACUGGGUCAACCUCAAUGAGAUGCUGCGACCUUUGGGGCUGUUCCUCCCGCUAGACCCGAGCCCGACUGCUCAGAUUGGCGGCAUGAUUGCGACUAACUGUAGCGGGACGAAUGCCAUGAGGUAUGGCACCAUGAAGGACUGGGUUGUUAACCUCACGGUUGUGCUCGCAGACGGAAGAGUCAUCAAGACACGCCGACGACCGCGCAAGACAUCAGCGGGCUACAAUCUGAACUCCUUGUUCACGGGCUCUGAAGGCACACUCGGCAUCAUCACCGAGGCUACGCUAAAGCUGGGGAUCAUACCAACGCACUUCGGCGUAGCCACGACGUCCUUCCCGACGGUCAAGGAUGCAUGCAAAGCUGCUACGUCCAUGAUGCGACGCGGGAUCUCCCUUGCGGCACUGGAACUCAUGGAUGACGUUCAGAUGCGAGUCAUCAACCAGACCGGCGGAGCGGGAGGCCGGACCUGGCCCGAGAAGUCGACGCUUUUCAUCAAGUUUUCUGGCGGUGCCGCCGGUAUCGUACAGGACAGCAUCGAGGCGGCCCGGCAUGUGUCUACGGCAAACGGCGGUACCGACUUCACGGUGGCCAAGGAUGAAAAGGCUAUCGACGAUUUAUGGUCGGCCAGGAAACAGGCGCUGUGGGCUAUGCUUGCCGUACGACCGGAAGGGACGCAAAUAUGGUCGACAGAUGUUGCUGUCCCGCUGUCGCACCUGGCAGACAUUGUCGACCAGUCCAAGAGCAACGCGUCGAAACUGGGUCUGUUUUCGAGCGUGCUCGGCCAUGUGGGCGACGGCAACUUCCACCAGUCCGUCAUGUACAACCCCAACAAGCCGGAACAGGUACGAGGCGUCAAGGACUGCGUCGACACCAUGAUCAUGACGGCCUUGGACAUGGAAGGCACCGUCUCGGGAGAGCACGGCAUUGGGCUCGGGAAACGGCACUGUUUGGAAAAGGAACUUGGACCGGACACAAUCGAAAUCAUGAGAACACUGAAACGGAGUCUCGAUCCUGACUGGCUUCUGAAUCCCGGGAAAGUGAUUAGCUUCUGA
Messenger RNA from Thyridium curvatum, 1695 nucleotides. RefSeq lists its product as uncharacterized. Gene Ontology annotation, biological process: lactate catabolic process. The coding region runs from base 1 to 1695 and encodes 564 amino acids. Gene Ontology annotation, cellular component: mitochondrion. The transcript is spliced from 3 exons. The record is from RefSeq and is a predicted model, not a curated record. NCBI's taxonomy places the organism in Eukaryota, Fungi, Ascomycota, Sordariomycetes, Thyridiales, Thyridiaceae. Gene Ontology annotation, molecular function: FAD binding; D-lactate dehydrogenase (NAD+) activity; D-lactate dehydrogenase (cytochrome) activity.